Molecule: messenger RNA, 3888 nt
Organism: Mercenaria mercenaria
Lineage: Eukaryota; Metazoa; Mollusca; Bivalvia; Venerida; Veneridae
Exons: 6
Coding region: 879-2267 (462 amino acids)
Source: RefSeq, a predicted model, not a curated record
GAUCAAGUGGUCAAGGCCGCCGACUUCGAAUCAUUGUCCCUCGGUGAUUGGGUCUAAAACCUCACUUGGGGUGUAGAAUUCUUCCAUAUGAUGAAGCCAUUCAGCUGGUUUACGGUAAGUCAAUGGUAUUACCCAUGUGCUCGCCCGUAAUAAGAUAAUGCUUUGAAGGGUACCUUGGAUACUCUUCCACCAUUAAAGCUGGAAAAUCACCUUAUGACCAAUAACUGUGUCAGCAUGACGUGAAACCCAUUAAUAACUUAAGAGCAACUUAAGAGCAACGUCUCCACGAAGGAAGUACAAGUUCCGGCCUAUUUUUAAAUCUUGUUUGAAAGGACACUAUAAUUUAGAGGUCUUAUCUGUAUUUUGAUAUGAUGACUGGGCAACACCUUACAUGAAUGAUGAUCAGAAUUGCAGGUUAGAUUUGCUAUUCGAGAAAGUAGAAAAUUUCUUUUAUAUUUCUGGAAACCUUCAAUACUAUAUCAUUGAAAAUGUAAUGUUUUGUUGCUACAAAAAUGCUGAACUCCAUGAUGUAGGCGAACAUGUUGUAGUUAUUCCGCUACAUGCAGUUGGUUUUGGUUGAUCACAAUAAGGAAGUAGUUACAAGGAAAAUAGUUCCACUGCUUGACGUUUAUUUUUUCGAAACAGGUUGUUAGAGAAACUUAUUUUUUCCUUCAUGAUGUUUAAAAUAUUCUAGUAGACCUCAUUGAUAACGUAAAGUGUGUUAAGUUACCUUGACCUCUGCUGAUGGGCUAGUUGACAACCAUGAAACAGGAAGAUUUGUCUUGUUAAAAGUUAGAAGUAAAUUCAGACGAUUCUGUUGAACACUGUCGUUUUACGAUUAAUUCUCAACGUGUAAAUAUUAUUAUAAGAAAAGGAACAUGCAUCUUACCAGUUUCACUUUUCUGAUGGUACAUGUAGUGAAUUCAAUUCGCUUUGUGGACGGUCAAACAGAUUGUGGUAGAAUAUCACUGACGUAUGUCCAAGCAGGAAGUACAGUUGAGGCUAAGCUACGUUUCUCUCCAAGUACUGAGCUUUCACGGUAUAAAUGGGUUCAUUUUUUCUCAAGGACCAAACCAAACUUUGACUUUUUUAAGAAUGUCGAAGAAGACAGGUCAAAAUAUGACCUUAAAGACUUUGAACUCAUUAUCAAAGAUCUACAAGCGUCUGAUGAUGGUAUUUAUAACACAGAAUGCUAUCUGGAAAAUGGAUAUCAGACCUUUAGUAAAAAUAAGGUUGAAAUCAGAAAACCCUACAGUGUGCAUCCGUUCAGGAAUUCAACUGCAGACAUUAACACUAAAGGAAAAACGAUGGAAACAACAAAAUUUGAAUCUAAAAGCACAGUUAAGAAUACAUCCAAAACAAAAGCUUAUGUAAUUGGUGUAACAUCACAAACCUUGCGAAGACAGAACAAAGAACCACCAAGGAAAAUUCCGGCAACACCUAAACAUGAUACGUAUAAAACUUAUGAAGUUCUAUACUCAAGAUCCGACAAAGUCACACCAGUAAGCAAAUUAACUGAAAUUACUACAGAUGACAUAUGUCAGAAAACAGCAGCAACACACAAAUAUGAUAUGUCUAAAACUAAUGAAGUUCCAUACUCAAGAUUCGACAAAGUCACCCCAGCAAGCAAAAUAACGGAAAUUACAACAGAUGACAUAUAUAAGAAAACAGUAGAAGCACACAAACAUGAUACGUCUAAAACUAAUGAAGUUUCAUACUCAGAAGUUACACCAGAAAGCAAAGUAUCUGAAGUUACAACAGAUGACAUAUCUAAGGAAACAACAGCAAGACACAAACAUGAUAUGUCUAAAACUAAUGAAGUUCCUUACUCAAUAUCUGACAAAGUCACACCAGCAAGCAAAAUAACUGAAGAUAAGUAUAUUCAUGACUUAACCGCAAUAACAAACAAAAAGGAAACACAGGCAUGGUUAGGUGACAGCGCUGUUACAACCGUAUUAGUUACUGGAGGGAGUGUACUAGUUAUAAUUGUAUUCAUCGCCAUUGCAACGAUAGCUUUCAGAAAGAAAACUUGUCCACCUUACGAAACCAAAGAAGGUGAUAAGCAACAAAGCGGUUCCUAUUUGACCUCUGGUUUGGACAAAACCGAAGAUAAUGCACAUUACUGCGAAAUUAAUCAGCUCGAAGAUGGAAGAAUAGCAUUAGGAAUACAACUUCAGACAUUUAGCUGCUGUUCCAGUAAAAAACACAGCCUGUCGCGAAAACACGUAUCUGAAUACCAGGGGAUUGGCAGACGAAUCAGGGAAUGAAUAUACCGCCAUUCAAUACGAUUUUGAGACAGCUCAUGGGCAUGUUUCUGCAACUGAGCAUUGCACAGAUAAAACAGUUGAUUAUGUCAACUGUAAGAUCUUGCCAAUGACGGGCGAAUCUGGAAAUGAAUACGAAACAAUUAAAUACGAGUGCGAAGCAGCUAGUAACUGAUAAUUGCAGCAACAAGGAGUUUAAGAAUUAUGUCGUGAAGCUAGACAGUAAAAACGUGAACAUAAAAAAAACUAAAGAAAAACAGAAAAUGAACAUAAAGUGUCCAAUAAAAAAGAACCACAAAACGAAAAAAGUGGUAGUUUAUAUAAAUAAAGCAGAGACUACAUCAAUGAUUCGUAUCUUUUUUACACCAAAAUGCAGUGCUAUUUCAUGUAUGUGAAAUAUGUUUUGUAUUACAUUGUAAUUUGUUAUACAAUGUAUCGGAAUUUAUAUUUUUAACUUCAGCUUCAAGAUACGUAAGUUCAUGAUCUUUUAAACAAAACUUAUUUGUCCUAGCAGCAAUUCUAAAAGUCGUCAAUAUUGUUCCUCAAACACCCAUGAAAAAACGAUAUAGUAGUUAUAUGCUAGAGUGACAAGUAAAAGGGUAGAUGCUAUGCAAGAGUGACAAGUAAAAGAGUAGAUGCUAUGCUAGAGUGACAAGUAAAAGGGUAGAUGCAAAAGCAGCUGUUAAGACUGGGUUUCUUAAUCAUCUCAUUGCAAUACUUAACCAUGGUGACUAUAAGUUUAACAAGAUAACGGUCAAUAUGCCAGAGAAAAUGCGACACAAAUGUUGACACAAAAGUAUGAUAAACCGUCCAAGUUAAAGACUCUAAUAACCAUUCUAAUAUGGCUCGGAUCGUUUGUCAGUUAUACAAAGUGGUUCAUGUUUUUCAAUAAACAACAAAUGAAAGGGUCAUUACAAAAGUAAUGUAUAUCAGCGGUUUUCAUCCCGAAAAGUUCACAAGCAAGUUGAAAUGAAAAUGACCAAGGCCUUCUCGUGUUUUAUCGUCUGAUUUAGAAUCUGAUUUAGCACCUGUUCAUCGUUAAGAUGCGUACACAUUUUAUCCAGUCCGGCGUUCGCCGUCCUGCGUAUAUGAACUCUGAACCGUCGUAAAUCAAACGAUGAACCACAUAACGAUUUGUCUGUUCAGUGAAUAACUAUCAGUGUAUAACUAUUAUUGGGAGCAAUAUACUUUUAGACAUGGUAAAUAACAGAACCAGUGGCACUUCGUGAGUAAAGUUUCUGGUGCAUCUGGCAUUGUCCUCCACAUAAAACUACUUAAUAUACAUUUAAAUGGGUAACUGGAUGCUACACGUUCUCGUGGAUCGGCCGAUAUCUGUCGAUUAUCCAAGACAAGUUUCAGAACAUAAUAAUUAAAUAAUAAUAAAAAUAAUUUCUCAUGAUGGUUCAUGUUGCUACCUCCAAUGAAAAAUGGCCUGGAGUUGGGGAGUUUGCGAUAAAUAAAUGUUAUAACGAAUGUGUACAGCAAUUGUUUCAAAGUUUUCUUUCUCUCACAUUUUUGCGACUUAUUUACAUUCAGAAAUACAAAGUAAAGCCAAACAAAUCCUAUAGAAAAAAGCCCUGAAAACAUGACAACAACCCUUUUUAUACCAGUUACAAGAUACUGA